AUGGACGGAGAUCUCAUCACACUAGUAAACAAGCUACAGGACACUUUCAAUGCCAUUGGUGGUGAAACUGUCGAUUUACCCCAGAUCGUUGUAGUGGGCUCACAGAGCUCAGGAAAAUCAUCGGUCCUCGAAACAAUCGUUGGACGAGAUUUUCUGCCCAGGGGAUCCGGAAUCGUUACCCGCCGUCCGCUUGUACUUCAAUUGAUCCAUCUUCCAUCCACUUCCCCUUCAGAAUCAUCUUCAUCCUUGUCUGGGCCCGAAUACGGAGAAUUUUUACAUCUCCCAAAUCGAAGAUUUACCGAAUUUGAGGAGAUCAGGAAAGAGAUCGAAAACGAGACUUUGAGAGUAGCCGGUAGUAACAACGGCAUCAGUCGACUUCCCAUUAAUGUCAAGAUUCAUAGUCCGCGGGUCCUCAACUUGACCUUGGUUGACUUGCCCGGUCUCACCAAACUUCCGGUGGGUGAUCAACCAACAGAUAUCGAGCGUCAGAUACGUAACCUCGUCCUGGAAUACAUCUCCAAACCUAACAGUGUUAUUCUCGCCGUCUCGCCCGCCAACGUAGAUCUUGCCAACUCUGACUCACUAAAGUUGGCACGGAGUGUCGAUCCUCAAGGAAGAAGAACCAUCGGAGUGCUCACUAAACUUGAUCUGAUGGACACGGGUACCAAUGCACUCGACAUUCUUACCGGCAGGGUCUAUCCACUCAAGCUGGGUUUUACGGGUAUUGUCAACAGAAGUCAACAUGAUAUCAACAUGAAGCUACCCAUGGAACAAGCUUUGGCCAAGGAGGAUGAGUUCUUCCGUAGUCAUCCCGCCUAUAGGAAUAUCGCACACCGCUGUGGAACUAAAUUUUUGGCCAAGACGUUAAACCAAGUGUUAAUGUCACACAUUCGCGAUAAACUACCGGAUAUGAAGGCUAGACUCAAUACACUCAUGGGUCAAACCCAACAAGAACUGAACGCGUUCGGUGGCGAUUCUGCCUUUUGGGGCAAACAGAAUCGGGGCUCUUUGGUUUUAAAGCUGAUGACGCAAUUUGUGAAAGACUUUGUUUCGUCAAUCGAUGGUAGUCAAGCCAAUCUUUCGACCAAAGAGCUGUGCGGUGGUGCAAGGAUUCAUUACAUUUUUAACGAGGUUUUCGGACAGGCUCUCCAAACCUUAAACCCUAUGGAAAACCUGAAUAACAUGGAUAUCAGGACUUCUAUUCGCAACUCGACUGGAACUCGAUCGAGUCUUUUCAUACCUGAAGCUGCCUUUGACUUGCUCAUCAAGCCUCAAAUCAAAUUACUUGAACCUCCUGGUUUGCGCUGCGUUGAGCUAGUUUAUGAAGAAUUGAUGAAAAUAUGUCACAAUUGCACAAACUCAGAAUUGCAACGAUACCCCAGGUUACACGCACAGUUAAUUGAAGCCGUGUCUGAGCUACUCCGGGAGAGAUUAGGGCCUACAUCUGAAUAUGUCCAGUCACUCAUUGAUAUACAAGCCGCCUACAUUAACACCAACCAUCCCGAUUUUAUGAAAAAUACAACCAUGAAUGGGGGAUCACAGUAUCCUCACGGAUCACAUGUGCAUGUUAAUGGGUCUUCAGAUCAAAGAAGGGUGCGCCAAGGUUCUUCUCCGCUGACUAUCACAUCUAAUGGCUCUGCGGGUAGCUGGGAUUUCAUCCGCGACGAGGAUGGGACUUCUCAGCGAAGCGCAGCCUUUCAAAACCACCGACAAGUCCCGACGCUCAAUGGCCAGGUCUUCCGGCCUUCAUCUGCGCCGAUCGACCAGCUUCAAUCCGGAAGUCACUUAGCCGGAGCGGUUAACCCCAAGCGCAUUGCCUCGGAUAAUCGACAUAGUGGCCCGCCCAACCCACCGCCCUCUCACUACCAUCGUGAUCAUCAUCACUCAACCUCGCUACAGUAUGGUUCUGCCAAGGAUAGUUUCCUCAACUAUUUCUUUGGUGGAACUACUAACGGCGUUGGUAACGCUAUGUUAACUCAACCAAUCAAUCGAUCUCGACACAAGACAGUGACUCAUGAUUCGGGUGAGAACUCAUCUUCUCAGCUCAUCGAUGGAUCCCAUUCCCUUCAGGUUGGACACAAAACCCCAGGAUUUGAAGGGGCUCAUGCUGCGUUUAACAUGAAAAGCUUGGACAAGCACUUCCCAGUGACUACUGUGGGUGAUGACCAGAAGGAAGUCCAUCUUUCAGAACGGGAACAGAUGGAAAUCAACCUUAUUCGAUCCCUCAUGAUGUCCUAUUUCAGCAUUGUUCGGCAGACGAUACAAGAUCUCGUACCUAAAGCUGUCAUGCAUUUGUUGGUAAACCAUGUUAGGGAAGGCGUGCAGAAUCGAUUAGUUUCCAGCUUGUACAGGGAAGAGUUGUUUGAAGGUUUGCUUAUGGAAGACGAAGGGUUGAGAACGGAGCGAGAAAGAGUCAAGGCACUCCUGGAUGCCUAUAAAGAUGCUUUCAAGACUUUGAGUGAAGUAUUGUGA
Molecule: messenger RNA, 2472 nt
Organism: Puccinia graminis f. sp. tritici CRL 75-36-700-3
Lineage: Eukaryota; Fungi; Basidiomycota; Pucciniomycetes; Pucciniales; Pucciniaceae
Product: dynamin GTPase
Exons: 11
Coding region: 1-2472 (823 amino acids)
Biological process (GO): mitochondrial fission; peroxisome fission
Cellular component (GO): mitochondrion; cytoplasm; membrane
Molecular function (GO): GTP binding; microtubule binding; GTPase activity
Source: RefSeq, a predicted model, not a curated record